This is a messenger RNA of Tarenaya hassleriana, 4235 nucleotides long. RefSeq lists its product as uncharacterized. Gene Ontology annotation, biological process: regulation of exocytosis. The record is from RefSeq and is a predicted model, not a curated record. Gene Ontology annotation, molecular function: GTPase activator activity; myosin II binding; syntaxin binding. Gene Ontology annotation, cellular component: cytoplasm; plasma membrane. Lineage: Eukaryota; Viridiplantae; Streptophyta; Magnoliopsida; Brassicales; Cleomaceae. The coding region runs from base 211 to 3528 and encodes 1105 amino acids. The transcript has 22 exons.
AAAGAACGGUUUUUUUUUUUGCCACUUUAUAAAAACCGGCAACUAACCGUUACUUCUCUCUCUCUCUCCCUCCCCGUUGUCGUAGGGAUCGAAACAGAGUUCAGGUCCUCUGCAAGACCUCGGAGUCAAUCCAGAGUUCCUGUCGGUGUCUGUUCAUCGAUCGUUUCGUGGAUUUGAAUUCUUCGAUCGAUCCCCUCGCGGCUCGAGAAUAUGUUCGUCAAGAAGUUUGUCGAGAAGUCAACGAAGAAGCCCGGAGGGAGCUUGCCGGAAGGCCUGAGAGCCAAUGACGUUGAACCACGUGUUGUUUUCCAUUACGGAAUCCCGUCGGGAUCUUGCAUGUUUGGUUAUGAUCCGAUUCAGAAGAUUCUCGCAGUUUCCACAAGGGACGGUAGGAUCAAAUUGUUCGGGAAAGAUCACACACAGGCUUUACUUGUCUCGGAAGAAGCCUCGACGACCAAGUUUCUUGAUUUUGUUCACAACCAAGGCAUUCUUCUCGUCGUCAAUGUCAAGAACAGGAUUGAGGUAUGGGACAUAGACAAGAAGCUUCUGUCUCAUGUUCAUGUUUUCAACGGGAAGAUCACCUCUUUUCGAGUUAUGCAGGUUAUUCCCUACUUCAGUUAUGUCGGAGAUUCCUCUGGUAAUGUAACAGUGCUGAGGCUUGUCCCGGAUUCUGGUAAGGUCGUACAGAUGGAUUACACUAUACCUUUUGUAGCAUCCAAUGGAUCUCCUGGUGACACUGCUGUGAUAAACAUUCUGCCACAACCAAUGACUGAGAGAGAGAGGAUCCUGCUGAUAUUCGGAAACGGGGUUAUAGCAUUGUGGGAUAUUACCGAAAGCAGGCCUAUUCUGAAGAUGGGAGGGCACGGGAUUCAGUCGGCGCAGCACCAAGAUAUGAAGAAAGCCACUAGUGCUUGCUGGGUUUGCCCUCUCGGAAGCAAAGUUGUGGUCGGAUACAAUAAUGGCGAUAUCCUGAUAUGGAGCAUUCCUUCCAGAGGUGGAUUCCACUCGGAGAAUAGAACUCAACCCUCUAUUAUUUGCAAGCUUAACCUCGGUUACAAGUCUGAGAGGAUUCCCAUAGCUUCUCUGAAAUGUGUCUAUGGGGAGGGAAAGGCAAGCAGGCUUUAUGUCAUGGGUUCGUCUUCAAACCUGUUGCAGGUGGUGUUACUGAAUUCGCAUACAGAGACUCGUACGAUUAAGCUGUGGAUUCAUGCUUCAGAGCCUUGCAUUGAUAUGGAGAUCAUUACAGAUGUUACCGAGCAUUACAGAGACAAACGGGAAUAUCUGCUUGUGCUGGGAAAAUCCGGGCGAGCGUAUGCUUAUGACGACUUUAUGAUCGAGAAGUAUCUGGUAGCGUCUCAAUCAAAGUCGCUACCUUCCUCCCCGAAGGAGAUUAUGGUUAAGAUUCCAUUUGCAGAAUCUAGCAUCACGGUGGCGAAACUCCUUACCAACUCUUCACACAUACUGAAUACUUCAGACGAAGUACCUUCUGAUCUUUCUCACUGUACUGUAUCUGUAUUAUGUCGAUGUUCUCAAUCUUGUCUGAAAAAUGAACAACUUGGCCGUGUGAUUUUCCCAUGCUUUCAGGAAUAUACCCAGUUGAUGAAAAAUUCUACUCCGGUUCUUCCUUUUCAGACAGUUCCAAAGGAAAGAACUCAUUCGAGCACUGCACCUUUUCCCGGGUUCACAAAGGUUAAGAAUGUUUUGAUCACAGGUCACAGCGACGGAACUAUCAGUAUCUGGGACAUGUCUUGUCCACUUCUCCUCCCUGUCCUGUCCCUGAAAGAACAGACUGAACAAGAUACCUCUUCACGAGGCACGGCCUUGACAGCUUUGCACUACGAUAGCAAGACCCGGCUCCUUUUUUCCGGCAAUCAGAAGGGAACGGUUUACAUAUAUAAGUUUAAACCCGAGCCAUAUGCUACAGAGAACGGCUUUAUUCCCUUCCAAGGAGGUUUAAAGAAAGGAAAUAACCAUAUUGUUCACAGUGUUAAGCAUAUAAAGCUCAAUGGUUCCGUAACCUGUCUGCAGAAAAGCCAAACCUCGAGACAUCUUGUUGUUGGAUCCGACCAAGGACAUGUUUCUCUGGUAGAUGUAGAGGAGUUAACUGUGUUGUACCAAAAACAUAUCGGGAGCGAUAUCUCCCCAGGAAUCAUCUCCUUGCAAUUUCAGACUUGCAGUCUGCAAGGCUUCGAGAAGAACGUGUUGGUGGUUGCAACGAUGGAUUCUUCGGUUUCCGCUCUCGAUGUCGGCAUGGGAAAUAUGGUCGGAGCUAACGUGAUUAAGCCUAAGAAACCGUUCAAGGCUUUAUUCAUGCAGAUCUUGGGUAGGUCCUUCACCUGUUCGGUUUGGUUAACAUGCCAUGGUAUGAAGAUGCUCUAUCAUAUCUCCAUGUCUGGUGCAGACAAGAGGGAUGUUUCUCCAGCAAAUGGUUCGGACACGGUCGAAGACAUUACACCGAAACAGGCUUCUGUCUUGCUUUGUUCAGAGAAAGCUGUAUAUAUCUACUCCUUGUCACAUGUUGUCCAGGGAGUGAAGAAGGUUCUUCACAAGAAAAAGUUUGGUUCCUCCUCGUGUUGCUUUGCUUCUACUUUCUCUGGUGCUUCCGGUGUCGGCCUCACGCUCGUUCUUGCAGACGGGACAGUUGAGAUAAGGUCCUUGCCAGAGCUGUCCCUACUAAAGCAAACAUCCAUUAGAGGCUUCACUUACUCGUCUCCUAAACCAAACUCGUUACCAGAAACUGUGAUAUCCGCUUCCUGGGAUGGAGAUUUAGUCAUGGUGAAUGGAGACCAGGAACUUGUAGUCACCUCGGUUUUACCGCGAAGACACACCUUCAGACAUUUGGAUUCAAUCAGGCAAGUCUUCAGACAAGGUGUAGCUGCUGAUCGUGACGAUAAAGUGUCUGUGUCCGUGUCCAUGCCCAUGGCUGCAAACCCCGCCAAGGAAAAGAAGGGUAUGUUCGGUUCUGUCUUUGGGAGUGGUAAACCAAAGCGGGCAUUCGAGACAGAAACAGAAGACGCCAAGGGAAGUGUCAAGGAUCUGUCCAAAAGCUUUUCGGAAGCCAACUUCCCGUGGAACGUUAACAAAGAGGGAAGGACACUGGAGGAUGAAACACAGUUGGACAUAGACGACAUCGAGCUAGAGGAUCAGACGGAACAACGGAAAGAACAGGGAAUGCUGUCGGGGAUUAACAAGCAGAAGCUGGCGAGCAAAUUCAUCACUUCCUUCAAAGGGAAGCUGAAGCAGAAGAAGAAGGAGAAGGUGGUGAAGAGCGAGACGAGUACGAACAACGAAGAGAAAUGCAGCAAUGCGGUCGAUGAAAUCAAGAAGAGAUACGGGUUUUCGCCAUCCGGUGCGGCUGGAGCGGCGAGAAUGGCGGAGAGCAAGCUGAAGGACAACUUGAGAAAGCUGCAGGGAAUCAGCCUGAAAACGGCGGAGAUGGAAAACACUGCAAUGUCGUUCUCCUCUACAGCAAAGGAGUUGCUGAACGCUGUCGAGCAAAAUCAACGAAACCCUAAAUUGUUUCUCUGAUAAUUGGACCGCCCUGUAAAUAACUCCUGCAAAUAUACAUAUAUAUACAGUUUUUCUGAAAUAUAAGCAUCACCCGCAAUAAUGAAACCUGAUGAUGAAGACACUGGAUUGACCAGCGAAUAAGCCAGAUGCGCGGGCAGUGUCGCGGUCCAGGAUGAAUCUCGAAGACUUGUAUAACAUCCGAAAACUUUGGUCCUAAAUUCGAACGGUUCGGAUUCUAAAGCUUUGAAAUCAGAUCACAUAUCGAUUCAGAUAUCCAAAAUGUGAGAAUAGAGCAUUUUUUACUCGACCACCAGGAAAAUUAUGACUAGAAUCAACCCUUGAAAGACAAAAAAAAAAAAAAAAAAAAAGGAGAGAGAUGCGCCAUUACAAGAACCAGGGGAGAGAAAAAGACUGACAUGACAGCAUAAGCUUAUGGAAGCCAGUGGCUAUUCCUUUCGCUAUGAACGGGACAAAGAGGGAGAGAGAGAGAGAACAAAAAACACUUGGACGAAGAAAGUCAACCAAUCGAACAGCCUGGGAUAACAGAAAAUGACAAAACACAACAGCGAAACAGCAGCAGACAGAUGGCAUGUGAUAUGAUAGACCCAAACAAAAUGAAUGAUUCUAUAUUCCCUGGGAUACCCGAAGAAAGGAAGAUGACAAAUCAAGACAAUACCAUAACCAGAAAUGAAGCUCGGAUUAAAAAAAAAAAAACCAUUUUCAAG